AAGAACCAGAACGGCCCUGGUGUUGCGUCGGAAAGCAACGGGCCUUCCAAUGCUGUCAUACAGCAGAGGAUUCUGGAGUCAACAACGAAACUGGUGGAGAAGCUGAUGAAUGAGUUCGUCAGGUGUAACAAGUCCACGGGGGCUUCUACCAGCGGCGACGGCUUCCUACCUGCAACACAAACGAAGCUCGCUACCGACCCGCGGUGUGUGUGCAACAUCGUUUACGCGCUAGGGAAGAUCCUGAUGAAGCACGGAAAGAGCAGGAGGCACGAAGAGAUGAGUCACGAGUUUGGAGCAGUGCAAUUCCGCAAGGACAAGGAGAAUCACUCCUCAGACGUUGUUGGUGCAGACGUGGGCGGAUCAGUGCGGGACAGCUCCUCUUGCAGUGACCAGAAUCGACGACUAAAGCUCUUCUCUCAGGUGCAACAGCUUCUAAACUUCUUCCACGCGAACAUUUUUGAAAAAGUCGGGAACUACAUCAAGCGGGAGGAUGCGACAGGUUCCGGCCUUGCUAGAUCUUGUGUCGAAGAACAAGAGCAGAUGAAGCGCCAGCAACAUCAGAGAGAAGACAAUACCACAAUCCCCUCCUCCGAGAUUUGGUCCCAGAAAAAGCGGACAAGAGACGAAAAGCUGGAAAUCCAGGAGUUGCGACGGACGAAAAGCGACGGGAGUGUUUUUUUUUCCGAAGUCGGACUGGCGCAACUGCUGAACGGGUAUGCGCAUUUGUACGGUUUUUUCGCUGCGGGAUCACUAUCACCGGGGGAAGGAUCAACGAGCGGGGAUGGUGCUUCCCCGGGCGGAACUGGUGGCACUGGAACUGGUAUUAUUCCGCCACCACAUUUGUCACUCCUAUCAGAAGUGAAAAGCAGAUUGCAGAUGGACGAAAUGAUGCCGAAGGCGAUGUCGUUGAUAUUAUCGAGUUUGGCCAAGAUUUACACGAUUGAGGAGAAUCUGAUGAAUGAUCGUGGUCUUCUUUCAACGGAACAAACAAGCGGGCGUCUCGUGGAUCCUGACAAAGACGACGCAGAACCACGGGAACAAACCUCUAACGACGGUUCUCGUUCUACCACACCAACGUGUAGUACUAAUCAUGCUUCCACCGCCACACGACACCAAUCUAUCUCCUUCCACAC
Amoebophrya sp. A120 is the source of this 1133-nucleotide messenger RNA. The record is from the annotation of a GenBank genome assembly. Lineage: Eukaryota; Dinophyceae; Syndiniales; Amoebophryaceae.